Grosmannia clavigera kw1407 is the source of this 837-nucleotide messenger RNA. RefSeq names its product duf218 domain containing protein. Gene Ontology annotation, cellular component: cytoplasm. The transcript has 2 exons. The record is from RefSeq and is a predicted model, not a curated record. The coding region runs from base 1 to 837 and encodes 278 amino acids. Lineage: Eukaryota; Fungi; Ascomycota; Sordariomycetes; Ophiostomatales; Ophiostomataceae.
AUGCUUGUCAUGGCAUCGCCGAAUCAUCUUGUCAUCGUCUGUGGCCACGGCAUCUGGCUAGGCGGACCGCGUCACGGCCACGACGAGGCCGAAUGGCUCAUCGAAAGCUACAAGGCCGGCGAGACGCCUACUUUUGUCGAGCACAUCCGCGCCGGGCUGCAGGUCCUGGCCGACGAUGAGCAGGCUGUCAUUGCCUUUUCGGGCGGCCCCACGCGCAAGGAGACGCCGCUGUCAGAAGGCCGCAGUUAUGCCAACCUGGCCGCGGCCAACGGCUACUUUGGCCUGCUGCAGUCGGGUGAAGACGAGAGUGGUACCGUGGCAUCUCAGCUCCACCCGCGGAUCUUGGUCGAGGAACAGGCACUCGACUCCUACUACAACAUCCUCUUCAGUCUGGUGGCCUUUUGGCGCGCACACGCCGUCUGGCCCGCCCGAAUGACCAUUGUCAGCCAUGCGUUCAAGCAGUCCCGUCUCGUUGAUGGACACUGCGGGCCCGAUGCCAUUGCCUUUUUGCCGCGCACACGCAUCGGCUUCGUCGGCAUUAACCCGCCAAACCUGCCGGCUGAGUUUGGCGGCACGGCGCCUGCGGAUGACAAGAAAGCUGUUAUGCAGGGUGCCCACGACGUGUUGGAUCAUUGGGCCGUCGACCCGCACGGCGUCGGCUCUCUGCUGGCGGGCAAACGUCGCGGCCGCAAUCCCUGGGCCAUCGACCAGCGGCUGUUUGCACACGAGGACGAGCGGCGGCGCAGCGGCCUGCAGACGCGUUUCGUCGGCGGUGACAUGGAGGCUUUGACAGAAGACGGGCUGCGGCCUUGGAACGAAGGACCAGCCUCUGAUUAG